AUGAACUCGAUUUUCUCUAGUCUUGUUUUCCUCGUGGCGGCGGCUUCUCAGGCCGCCGUUAUUGCACCUCGCUCAUCUGGUACUGCCUUUGUACAAUUGGCCGAGUCUGCAGGAACCGCUACACACUUGGGCUCUGGCUUCAUCUACGGCUUUCCUGACAAUGGCACCGAAGCUUCAAACGCUAUCCCGGAUUACUUCCUGACUGAUAUAGGCUUCCGUGCGGGUCGCGCGGGAGGUGCGCAAAUCACCGCCCGCGGCUGGGCCUAUGGCGGCAAGGCCGAGUAUGAUGCACGUUUUCAGUCGACGCUGUCCAACUACCGGACUGUACGAAAGUAUGGUGCCGACUUCCUCUUGCUCGUUCACGAUCUGUGGGGUGCCGAUGGGGGAGCCACCGAGAGCACUCCUUUUCCGGGUGACAAUGGCAACUGGACCGAGGCGGAUCUUUUUCUCAAUCAACUCAUCUCUGACAUGAAUGAGAAUAACAUGCUUGACGGAGUCGUUUUGGAUAUCUGGAAUGAACCCGAUGGCUUUGGCUUUUGGGCUCGUUCAUGGGAUCAAUACCUGGAGUAUAUUGGUCAUGCCCACAAGAUGCUCAAGGCGGCAUUUCCAUACUUGUCCAUUAGUGGCCCAUCAAUGGCCAACGCGCCUGCACUUGAUAAUUCAAAUUGGCACACUUGGUUCGAGUACAUGGCUGCCAACGACGUAAUUCCUGACAUCUACUCUUGGCAUCAGAUUGGUCUGUGGGAGCGCGAGCCGGACAGGACCGUCUCCGACUUUAAUGCAUUUCGUGAGCAGUAUGGCCUUCCUUUCCGCCCACUCGACCUGAAUGAGUACGCCUGGCCCGACGAGCAGAACCCGGCGUCUUCAGCCUACUACCUAGCCCAGCUCGAGCGGAACAACAUUCGCGGCCUGCGCGCCAACUGGGGCGGCGGCUCAAACCUACACGACUUUGCGGCUUCGCUUCUGGGAAAGGACGAGAAUGGCGCUUACUACCCCAAUGGAGAGUGGCAGCUCUACAAGUACUAUGCCGCCAUGCAAGGAGACCGCGUGGUGACUUCUGCCUCUUCCGACAAACUCUUUGAUGCUUUUGCCGUCCGCGGUGACACUGUCAAGAUCCUUGCUGGGACCAGACUGACAUCGGAUGCAUACGACAUUACAGUCACGGGUCUCGAAAGUACCAGUCUAGGCUUGAGCGGUGUGCUCAGCAUUCGUACCACCCGAUUCGACUGGAAUGGAGCGACAGGUCAAAUUGAUGCACCCGUGGACUUGGGGACGGCAGACUACACUUAUACUGAUGGAACGUUCACCAUCAAUUUGACACCGGCAACAAGCUCUACAGCCUAUGCCUAUGAGUUCUCUCUCUGA
Messenger RNA from Pestalotiopsis fici W106-1, 1365 nucleotides. RefSeq lists its product as uncharacterized. The coding region runs from base 1 to 1365 and encodes 454 amino acids. The transcript has 3 exons. The record is from RefSeq and is a predicted model, not a curated record. NCBI's taxonomy places the organism in Eukaryota, Fungi, Ascomycota, Sordariomycetes, Amphisphaeriales, Sporocadaceae.